Symbiodinium pilosum is the source of this 312-nucleotide messenger RNA. Lineage: Eukaryota; Dinophyceae; Suessiales; Symbiodiniaceae. The record is from the annotation of a GenBank genome assembly.
AUGUCCUCCAAGGUUGUCGGCUGCUACUCACCUUGCGGCAAACUCUCAUACUCGAAUUGGGCAAACCAAGUGGGCCAGAAUGCUCCGAACAGCGAGAUUGCCAAAAUGUAUUGCUGCCCGACGCCGCCUGUGAGCCCGGAAGAGUGCAGGACAGGCCCUGUUGAGCAGACCGAGUUUGUGAAGCUGAUUCAUCAGAAGUGCGCAAACGUGUAUGGCUAUGCGUAUGACGAUGCUGUUGGGCUACAGGUGUGCCCAGCAGGCACAACCUACACCUGGACCCUCGGCUGCCCAACGGAGGUUGUGCGUGGCUAG